CAGGGAAGGCUGUAUCAGGAGGAGCAGCUGCUGUGCCCUGAAGGGUUUCUUCACCCUCGUGACCGAAAUCUAUAGUCAUAGGUGAAGCGUAUUUAUUCCUCAACCGUGCUGGAGAAAACUCAACUAAUCCUCUGCUGGCAAAAUAGCUCUGCAGAAAUAAAAGCAGGCGGCACUGGCUGCCUUGGGAGCUCCUGUUCUUCCCAUUUCGAGCACUGGGGAGGGACCAGGCCCUUCCUACAAAAGGGUGAAGCCGGGAGAACAUAAGUCUUGGCUUUGCUUUAGGAUAACGCUGUGAAGUGGGAUAUCGCUGGGACCAUGUCUUCCUCCAUCAAAAUUGAAUCUGUCGUGAAGGAGAAGAACAGGAUGGGAGAGUGCCCAGUCUGGGAAGAAAGGGAGAACGCACUUGUCUAUGUAGACAUUAACUCACAGAAAGUUUGCCGCUGGAGCCCACUCACCAACGAGGUGCAGAGCGUGUCUGUGGAUGCCCGCGUUGGCUCGGUAGCGUUGCGACAGUGCGGGGGCUACGUCAUCACCCUGGGGACCAGGUUUGCCUUUCUGGACUGGGACACUCAGGUGGUCACCACCAUCCUCGAGGUUGAGCAGGAUAAACCCAACAACAGGUUCAAUGAUGGGAAAGUGGAUCCAAAGGGCAGGUUUUUUGCUGGUACGAUGGCUGAAGAGACGGCACCGGGGGUCCGAGCGAGGCGGCAAGGCGCUCUCUAUACCCUUUUCCCUGACCAUUCGGUAAUAAAACAGUUAGACCAGGUGGACAUCUCCAAUGGUCUGGAUUGGUCCCUGGACCACAGGACCUUCUUUCACAUCGACAGCCUGGCAUACGCUGUGCAUGCCUUCAGCUAUGAUGUGCACACUGGACUGAUCGCCUGCCCCAGGGUUUUGUACCGUCUAGAAAAGGAGGAGCAAAUGCCUGACGGGAUGUGCAUUGAUGCGGAAGGGAAGCUCUGGGUGGCCUGUAUUGAUGCUGGGAGAGUCAUUCGUAUAGACCCAGAAACAGGAAAAAGAAUCCAAACUGUGAGGCUGCCUGCUUCGAGGAUCACCUCGUGCUGCUUUGGUGGAAAAGACUACUCAGAAAUGUAUGUGACCUCUGCGUACGAUGGACUGGAUGAGGCCGCCUUAGCCAAGGAACCUCACGCGGGAGAGAUUUUCAAGAUAACAGGCCUGGGUGUGAAAGGGAUCCCACAGAAUUUCUAUGCUGCUUGAACACUGACGCUAAAUAACAAAGAAGAAAUGCCUGCAUCUUGUAGUAACUCUGAUAAGGAAAAGUCCAAUGAACAGAAUUUACCUGUGUGAGGAUUUCUAAACCCACAUUUGAGAGCGUGCUUAUUUGGAAUUGAAGAUAUUCCUUCUUCUGUGGGCCUGUGGCUUGAUGCAAUAAUUUA
Messenger RNA from Chroicocephalus ridibundus (black-headed gull), 1397 nucleotides. RefSeq names its product regucalcin-like. NCBI's taxonomy places the organism in Eukaryota, Metazoa, Chordata, Aves, Charadriiformes, Laridae. The coding region runs from base 316 to 1218 and encodes 300 amino acids. The transcript has 7 exons. The record is from RefSeq and is a predicted model, not a curated record. Gene Ontology annotation, biological process: L-ascorbic acid biosynthetic process. Gene Ontology annotation, molecular function: enzyme regulator activity; calcium ion binding; gluconolactonase activity.